This is a messenger RNA of Meloidogyne enterolobii, 777 nucleotides long. NCBI's taxonomy places the organism in Eukaryota, Metazoa, Nematoda, Chromadorea, Rhabditida, Meloidogynidae. The record is from the annotation of a GenBank genome assembly.
UUUCUUCGCCUAUUUUUUUUUAUUUUUUACGUAACGGUUUUGAAAUUUUUUUUGAAAUUUUUUCCUCUUUUAUUCUUUUCCUUAAAUUUCUUCCUCCUUAUUGUCUUUAUUUCAGAUUAUAUUUAUUUUUUCGUGUUUAUCAUCAUGUUCUCCUACAAUUUUGCAACGUUAUUCAGAGUAUCUAGAACUUGUUGCCGAAAUUAUCAAAGUAUUGCGGGCAAAUUUAUGAAGAAUAUCAAAGAGGAAAUGGCAAAAAAUAAAGAAUUACAGGAAAACAAGAAGCAACUUGAAGAAAGACUGAAAAAGCUCGCUGACACGUCUGUUAAAGAAAAAUAUAUGAAAAUUCAAAAAGAAUCAAAUGCCAGUACUGAAUUAAUUAAACACCAAUUAAACGAAUUUUCCGAUUAUGUUAACAAGUUAGCAGUAAGCAUAAAAGACAGUCAGAUAGGUCAGGAUGCGUUCAAACAAUUAAAGGCAGCAGCUGAAGUUGCAGAACAAGUAGCAAAACAAGUUGGGGAUACACAAGUUUAUAGACAGGUGGCAAAUACAGCUUCUGAAAUUGACAAACUGGCAGAUGUGCGGAUGUAUUCAAAGCCUGAAGAAUUGAGAAUGCGAAGUGAUUCCUUUACUUCUUCAUUUGCUCAGCGUCAUGUAGAUGUGAACCUCGAUGCAACUCAAGUAGAAUUACAUAAAGAAUCGCGUUGGUAUUCUGGCUGGAAAGCUUUUUCUGAAUCUAAUCCAUAUUAUAAUAGUAAGAAUUUUCAGAAUAAAAAUUAA